Lottia gigantea (owl limpet) is the source of this 363-nucleotide messenger RNA. RefSeq lists its product as hypothetical. The transcript has 2 exons. NCBI's taxonomy places the organism in Eukaryota, Metazoa, Mollusca, Gastropoda, Lottiidae. The record is from RefSeq and is a predicted model, not a curated record. Bases 1 to 363 code for a protein of 120 amino acids.
AUGAAACCAGAAACUUUAGUAAAAACGGAAUCACCGACUGUAAUAACUUUCAAUGGUAAAAAAAUCAACAUAACUAAAAAACUUAUUGAUAAAUACAAAUAUUGUAAAGUCAGAGACGAUAUAGAUUUAGAAAGAAUUGACACGAACGCAAAAGAAGUCAACUCAAAUAAAGCAGCUGCAGUAAAAGCCGCUGAAGAACGCAGACACAAUUUAACAAUGGAAAAGGAAGCACGAGGUUCAGGAGUGGGAGAUAUGAUAGGCACAAUAAAAGAAUUUGGAAAAAGAUUCGGGGAAGAAACCAAGAAAACUGUUAAACAAGGAUUAAAUAAAUUAGUAGAUGGGAGAAGUCAAAGUCAAACAUAA